Falco peregrinus (peregrine falcon) is the source of this 4592-nucleotide messenger RNA. RefSeq names its product 3-hydroxy-3-methylglutaryl-CoA synthase 1 (gene HMGCS1). Gene Ontology annotation, molecular function: hydroxymethylglutaryl-CoA synthase activity. Lineage: Eukaryota; Metazoa; Chordata; Aves; Falconiformes; Falconidae. Gene Ontology annotation, biological process: acetyl-CoA metabolic process. Bases 159 to 1727 code for a protein of 522 amino acids. The record is from RefSeq and is a predicted model, not a curated record. The transcript is spliced from 11 exons. Gene Ontology annotation, cellular component: cytosol.
GGGGAAGCUGCCGCUCAGGGCGCGGGCCGGCGCCCGGGCGGCGGGGCUGUUUAAAGGCGCCGCACGCCGGCACGCCGUACCUUGUGCUGUGUGUGCCAGCGGGUGAGCGAGCGAGCGGAGCGACACCGGGAGCCAUCGCCUCCGACAGAUCUGCCACGAUGCCUGGGUCUCUUCCAGUGAAUGCUGAAUCCUGUUGGCCCAAAGAUGUUGGAAUUGUUGCACUGGAAAUAUAUUUUCCCUCUCAGUAUGUUGACCAGACAGAGCUGGAGAAGUAUGAUGGUGUGGAUGCUGGGAAGUACACCAUUGGGCUAGGCCAGUCAAAAAUGGGGUUCUGCUCCGACCGGGAGGAUAUCAAUUCUCUCUGUUUGACUGUGGUUCAGAAGCUCAUGGAGAGGAACAGCCUUUCCUAUGAUUGUAUCGGGAGGUUAGAAGUUGGAACGGAGACAAUAAUUGAUAAAUCAAAAUCUGUAAAGACUGUCCUGAUGCAGCUUUUUGAAGAAUCUGGUAAUACAGAUGUGGAAGGAAUUGACACCACCAAUGCAUGCUAUGGAGGCACUGCUGCUCUUUUUAAUGCUGUUAAUUGGAUUGAGUCCAGUUCUUGGGAUGGGCGCUACGCACUUGUUGUUGCUGGAGACAUAGCUGUGUAUGCCAGUGGAAAUGCCAGGCCAACAGGUGGAGCUGGUGCUGUUGCUAUGCUAGUUGGUCCAAAUGCUCCGUUAAUUUUUGAGAGAGGGUUACGUGGAACCCACAUGCAGCACGCGUAUGACUUCUAUAAACCAGAUAUGGUCUCUGAGUAUCCUGUAGUUGAUGGCAAACUAUCUAUACAGUGCUACCUCAGUGCAUUAGAUCGCUGCUACACUGUUUAUCGCAACAAAAUCCACGCCCAGUGGCAAAAAGAGGGGAUGGACAGACAUUUCACCUUGAAUGACUUUGGAUUCAUGAUCUUUCAUUCUCCCUACUGUAAAUUGGUACAGAAAUCUGUGGCUAGACUCUUGCUGAAUGACUUUCUCAGUGACCAGAACCCAGAAACAGCAAACACUGUUUUCAGUGGUCUGGAAGCCUUCAGGGAUGUAAAACUUGAAGAUACGUAUUUUGACAGAGAUGUGGAAAAAGCUUUUAUGAAAGCUAGUGCAGAGCUCUUCAACCAGAAAACCAAAGCUUCGUUACUCGUAUCCAAUCAGAAUGGGAAUAUGUAUACCCCUUCAGUCUAUGGUUGCCUUGCCUCGCUUCUAGCCCAGUACUCCCCAGAGCAGCUUGCAGGACAAAGGAUUGGUGUGUUCUCAUAUGGCUCUGGUUUUGCUGCUACGCUGUAUUCCAUCAGAGUUUCACAGGAUGCCACUCCCGGUUCUGCAUUGGACAAAAUAACUGCCAGCCUUUCUGAUCUCAAGAUAAGACUUGACUCAAGAAAAUGUAUUGCUCCUGAUGUCUUUGCUGAAAACAUGAAGAUUAGACAGGAAACACAUCAUUUGGCCAACUAUAUCCCACAGUGUUCAGUAGAAGAUCUGUUUGAGGGAACAUGGUACCUUGUGCGUGUGGAUGAAAAACACAGGAGAACUUACGCGCGGCGCCCACUCAUGGGUGAUGGACCAUUGGAAGCAGGAGUUGAAGUUGUCCACCCAGGCAUUGUUCAUGAGCACAUCCCAAGCCCUGCUAAGAAAGUGCCAAGAAUCCCUGCAACAACAGAAUCUGAAGGCGUUACUGUUACUGUUUCCAAUGGGGAGCACUGAGAUACCUCUGUGAGGAAAGGAGUGACUGAUCCUGUUUUGAAAUGGCUGGAGGGAAGAAACGAAGCCUUGUUAAUGGCUGCCUACAGCAGCUCAAAGCAGACAGGAGAACGUUAAAGGGAUCGUUCCACCCACGAGGUGUUCCCAGUCCAGUCUCCUCCAAAAAGCUGUCAACAGAGAGGCAGUAACUCCAGGUGGAUGAGAAAGCUCUCUCGGAUGCUUUUAAGACAGCUCUUGAUCUGUUUUGCUCCUCAGAAAUGUGAGCCUGAAAUCUUGGUAACAGUUAACCUGCUAGGUAAAAACCAAAAGAUACAUUGAUGAGUAGUGAGGGGCAACAUGCCUGGGGAGGAAAAGGAACUUACCAUGUGCUUCACAGCAGACAGAAUCUGGGAGAAGAUUAUUUUACACUCUGUUUCUAGCAGCUUCCCUUCUGUACUGAUUUUAGUGAAGAGCUCCCCACCUCCUGCAUACUCCAUCACAAGAUGCAGUUUUGAGAGUGUCUCCACCACUUCAUACAGUCUGAUGAUAUUUGGGUGGUGCAGUUUUUCCAUGUUGGAUAUCUCACGAGAUAGCAAACGUUGAGUCUUCCGGUCCAGCUUUGUCUUGUCCAAAAUCUUAAUUGCAACUUUCUCUGAAAAGAAAAAGACUUUUCCAUGUUGUUAAUGCAAUAGGUACAAAUGAUGAUACUACUUACAACAAUGCUUGGUUAGAGUAGGGCAAUAAAAUUUCACCUCUGAUCAGUGCAAGCUAAGCUGCAGAGGCCUACUAAGCCCUGCAGUCUUUCACACACCCCUGUGUCCCUUUCCAUCUACAGCAUAAAGGCUGCUCGAGUUAUUGCAAGAGCUAAUGGCCUGCUGUCUUAGUGUGCUCUGUUGCCACCAGGCUAGUACCUGUCUGAUGGCAACAGUUAAAGCAGCUGCUUUUGGUGUGUAAUGCUGGUAAAGUCUGCACUUCCCUUGCUAACUCAGUGCUCUUCAGGUGGGCUAGGUCUGAGCCUGGUGAGUCUGGUACUUGCAGACUGAUGGAGGUGUUAAGAUUAGGUGCUUUGUUUCAGAGCAGAUAGACAAACUGGGGGUAACUUAGGGGCUCUGGCUGUAGUCCUGCAAGUAGGGUGAAUAAAUGCAUCACAGUUGCCUUUACAUUUCUGUAUUAAUUGGCAGGUUAUGGCUUUUCUCUUCACUCUAAGCAAUACAGCUGGUAUUUGAAGGAUUAGUCUGGUUAAAUUAGGUUUAUGGUGGCUUUGUAUAACUAGUCAGGACAGUAAAACUGGAUCAUGGCAAUAAAAACAACUGUUUAUUCCUGGGAAGGUUUUGUUUUUCCCCCAAGAAUAUCUUAGUCAAACAUCCCGAGUGUUUGACUUUUAUCAUUUUUAUUGAAUCUUUCAGAAAAAAACUUCACUUCGGUUUCUAGUACAUGGGAGUAAAUGGAAAAGUAUUGUUUACUUGUUGCAUAAGAGAAGAGCGAGAAGGCUAUUAUAUUUGUACAUGUGUUCCGGUAUAAAAGGAUUUAAAAUGUUUUUACUUAAUAUUACAAAGGUAUUUAACUUGAGUUUAGCAUGUCAACAUACCUAAAGGAAGUGUUAAGCAUAUGUGUGCAUAUAUCUGUACAGACCAAGAAAACUCCAUGUUUAGUAUAUUUACCUUAAUAACAUACAUAAGUUGAUUUCCCUACUGAAAUGCAGCAGAUAUUCCAAGCAAAUGUGAUUCUUGUGGAAGGUGCUGAAUUAUCCCUUGACGUGCCUAUUUUCAGAAGGAGCCCGUGCUGAGUAUAGGGCAGUCUUCCCCACACUGCUUCUCUCUGACCUGUUUUGUACUUCCUAGCAAGCCCCUUAGGAACGCGGGAACCCACUCUGGCGUGGUGUGGAUGGUGGCAUGGUGGAUCGGGAGGAAAUGUAGCUAUUGCAUGGUAACAGCAUGUGACACUGAUCGGUGGCAGAGCUCUCACUGCUGGCCUGGGCAUGAAAGACUAAAACCCUUGUCAUGUCGGUAGCAUAUUGAUCACCUAAACCAAGAGCAAAGAGCAUCAGCUCGCAGUAGGUAACAUUUGCACAACUAAAUAUUUAGAUAUUGCAGGGAUAACAAUUGUUACAACGUUAACUAUGUAAUUGCAUCAUUACAUCUUAAUUUAUAGAAGUUGGGGGCAUUUGGGCUUUAAAAAAAAAAAUCUAGGUUAAAUUCCUUCCCUUUCCUUUUGCUGGACUUCAGUAUUCCUCCUGGUUGGUUCUUCUGCAAAGUUUUAAAGGAAAGAGGGGAAAAUAUUGCAAAUGGUUUAGCACUGAACCAUAAAUCAGGACUGAGCUUUAAAUCUACAUCACUGCAGUUGCAUAUGUGUGAUAUGCAAAGAAAACCAGCCCACCUGAAGUGUGAUAAACCUGACACUCUCCUUUUCUUUUUUUAAACUUGUUUCCCUCUGCUUCCAAAAAAUGCUUGGUUUAUAGAUCCUGUACUAAACUUGCAUGGCAGCAGUGCUGAACAGGAGAGCAUUUUUAGCAGACAGCUCAUUUACUAAAAUAUUUAAACUGAGUCAUGUGGGAUUUUGAUUGACUAUAUGCAGUGUAUGCAGAGGUUUGGGGAAAAACUAGCAGAAAUCUUUAUAAGAGAAGUCAGAAGGUUGAGAAGUCAUUUCAGGAAGAAGUGGUGUAUGCUAUGAUGGCAAAAGGAACAAAAUGCAAAUGGAACCAAGUUAAAAAGGCUUAAAAAAAAAAAGAUGUCUGAAUACUUCUGCCUUUGCCAUUGAUGUUUCGUGUUAGGCUGGCUUUUUACUAGCUGUAAAUUUUGGAUGCUCUUAGUUGCAUCUAUUCAGCUCUGCUCUCACGCUACAUUUGUCAGCUGGCAGGUAUGUAAAAUAAAGGUUACAAAGUGCUUAGGA